AUGAGCAAACCUUGGCUAUGCGAUGCAAAGGCUGACUGGCGCUCCAAGGAUCCAGAGCCUCGGGCACUUACGAUGGAUCAAGACGCCGGCGCCAGAACUGGCAAGUUCGGUGGCGCCUUGUCGGUUUCCUCAGAGGAGGUAGGUCUCUCGGCGGCUGGGACGGUGGAAAGCACCAUGAUUGAUCAAAGCGAUAUCUGGCAAUCCGCGACCGCCUGCCAGCCCAUGCUCGUUGUCAUUCGGCAGAUUCUCGAAAUGGAACAGCCGCUGGACAGAGGCCAGUAG
Pyricularia pennisetigena is the source of this 282-nucleotide messenger RNA. RefSeq lists its product as uncharacterized. NCBI's taxonomy places the organism in Eukaryota, Fungi, Ascomycota, Sordariomycetes, Magnaporthales, Pyriculariaceae. Bases 1 to 282 code for a protein of 93 amino acids. The record is from RefSeq and is a predicted model, not a curated record. The transcript is spliced from 2 exons.